This is a messenger RNA of Rasamsonia emersonii CBS 393.64, 1470 nucleotides long. Its product is annotated as Transcription initiation factor TFIID subunit 7. Gene Ontology annotation, molecular function: RNA polymerase II general transcription initiation factor activity. Bases 1 to 1470 code for a protein of 489 amino acids. The record is from RefSeq and is a predicted model, not a curated record. The transcript has a single exon. Gene Ontology annotation, cellular component: transcription factor TFIID complex. Lineage: Eukaryota; Fungi; Ascomycota; Eurotiomycetes; Eurotiales; Trichocomaceae. Gene Ontology annotation, biological process: RNA polymerase II preinitiation complex assembly; transcription initiation at RNA polymerase II promoter.
AUGUCUGCUCCGCGGCCGUCCCUCAAACUCACCUUUGGCAAGAAGAAGACGCCCAAUGAAGAGCCUCCUCAAGAACCUCCGGCGGAACCGCAGACGGCCAACCCCGACCCUCCUCAGCCCAAGCUCACGCUGAAGUUUGGCCCGCAAAAACUUACUGGAGGCGAUGAUGGCGGCGACAAGGCAAAGAAGAAACGCCCUCCUAAGGAGCAGCCUGAAGCGUCCAAGAAACGACGCGCUGACGCCGCCUCCGGUGACGAGUCGGACGCCGAGCCUGCGGAGGAGAAGCCAGGUCCCAAACGCCUCAAGCUGAACCCAUCCAAGCAGCCUGGCGUGCAAUCGCUACGGAUCAAACACAAGGGCUCGGUGCCUCAUCGACCGCUGGGUGUGGGCUAUGACUCGGAAGCCUCUGAUACGGAGGUAGACCCCUCGAUUGAGGAGAACUUUAUCCUACGGAUGGUGCCAGGCGAGGACUGCGAAUACCUCCGGCAGGUGAUCAACGAGAGACGUAUUGACCGCGCACAGGUGGCUUUCAAGCCCCUGACCCGGGAAGGACGGCGCGCGAUCUUCAGGAUACGCGAUAGACAAUACGCCGCCACGCUCGUGGACCUGCCUUGCAUCGUCGAGGGAAUGAAGAGCUGGGACAAACGCUCCUUUUACAAGGCUGGAGAUAUCUGCCAGAUGCUCCUCGUCCUUGGACCCGUCCAGAAUGAGAAAGAAGCCAUGGAAUAUCCGCUUCCAAAGGAGGUGGACGUGCUGGACGAGAAGACCUACCAGUACCCGCAUGGCCUGACGCCACCGCUGAAAUGGGUGAGAAAACGCCGGUUCCGUGACCGCAUUAGCACCCGCACGAUUGAACAGGUGGAGAGAGAGGUUGCGGAUUUGAUUGCUAAGGAUGAGGCUGCUCUGAAGCCGCCUAAGUUUGAGCUGGUUGACGGUGGUUCACUGUCACGAGCGGAGGGGAUGGUACAGAGCGGAGCGUACGACGAGGAGUACGACGAUACGCAGGAUGCAGAUGGGGAGGUGGAAGAGGACAUGCAGGCAGACGCAGCUGGGGAAGACGACCUCUUCGAGGAUGACCUCGCUGCGGAGAUGGAGGCCGCACUCGCCGCCGGAGCCGACGAAGAGGCUGGAGCCGCAGAGACUGCCUCUACUCCAGCGGCCGACCAGGCCGCUACACCGUCCGCCACCAAGGCAGCGGAAGAUACAUCAGAUGACGAGAGUGACGACACCGAAGGCGGAGGGGCUCCAGAGGCGGAGCUCGACGAGGAGCAGCUGGCACAGCAGCGCGAGCUCCAGGAGAAACGGGAGAUGAUUGCCGAGAUGGAAGAGCUCAUCCGGGAAGAGACGGCGCGGUGGGAGAGACAGACCAAUUCGAUCUUGAAGAUGAAGAUGGGAAAGCGCGUGCAACAACUGAAGCAAGAUCUGGCCCUGAAGAAGGCGGCGAUCGGCGAGAGCGAAGCAGAUACUUAG